Messenger RNA from Trichoderma aggressivum f. europaeum, 912 nucleotides. RefSeq lists its product as uncharacterized. Gene Ontology annotation, cellular component: intracellular membrane-bounded organelle. The record is from RefSeq and is a predicted model, not a curated record. NCBI's taxonomy places the organism in Eukaryota, Fungi, Ascomycota, Sordariomycetes, Hypocreales, Hypocreaceae. Bases 1 to 912 code for a protein of 303 amino acids. The transcript is spliced from 2 exons.
AUGGGCCAAAGGAGAAGCAUCGAUAGAGAUGGCGGUCAGGAAAUCGCGACGAACGGAGAUGACUUGGCCGAGUUUCGAUGGAUCGCGAUCGCUUGGUUUGUCUGCGGAUCGAGAGGUGAGGUUGAGGAUUUGGGAGGCUUGUACGUAUGGGGAACCCUUCCCCAAAGCGGAGACUUUGCACUGGGUCACUGUCCGGCGGCAGCUGGGCCGGUGGUACCAGCACAAGCACCGCUAUGGGGCGCUGUACCGGACUCUUGGAGCAGGGCGACGCAGGAGGUUCUGCUGCAUGGAAAUAUCGAUAAGGCUUGCUUUGCGUUGACAGGCUCUAUGCAUGCCGCUGCAAUGAGUGCUUGCGGGUUAUCGGGGGCAUGGGCCUACGUCCUCGGCGCCUAUGUCAACGACAAAGUCCUCCACUUCGUAACGUUCUUCCUACUGACGGUCGUAUUCUACUGGGUCGUUGAUACCAAUCGUCGACGAAUCCUACACAUGACCCUGGUGGUCUGCACUCUCAUACUUGGUGUCGGAUCCGAGUUCGUACAGAGUUUCCUUCCCAACGAUCGAGAUUUCGACAUCUACGAUAUAGUAGCAAACAUCGUUGGUAGUUUACUUGGACUUGGCAUCUGUGCAUGGUAUCACAAGCGGAUGCUUGAAAGGAAACGACAGCGCAAACACUAUGAUGCUGUUCCAGGUGAGGACACUGAAGACGUAGAGCUGGGGCAAGGUCAGGAGUCUGGAAUCACGGACGCCUCGAGCCGAAGCAGGACUCUUGAAGAAGAAGUCGACAACUGGGAUGAAAACGCUGAAGAUAAUUGGGAUGAUGACAACGCAUCGAUUCCCGAUACGCCAUCGCCUGCAAUCGCCAAGGAAACUGAUGCAGCCGGUGCUCGGGAAGCUAAGAAACGAACAGAUUAA